AUGACACCCACAAACGUGCCCGAACGGUCAGGGUCCACCGUCUCAGAAGACUCUAGUGGCUCUUCAGAAGACCGAGUCCGCAAGUUCCAGAAGACGGGCGAGCAGGGCAACCGCCUGCGCAAGACGAGUGUCUCAAAUGCCAUAACGGCAGGUCGGCCGCUGCCCCCAAUCAACCACAACGCGGCGGGACGCGGGAGGGCAAAGGUGCCGCUGGGCCCCCGCGAGCCGCGACAGGACUUCUCCAAGCAGAGAAUGACGAGCGGUGCUAGCUUGGCUUCGGUCGAGGGCCGCUCCUUCCUGCCCACGCCCGCAAAUGAGACGACCACGCGCCUGGCCCCCUCGAAUCCACGCUUCAGCUUCUCCAAGCAGGAGCAUCAGCAUCAGCAGCAGCUUCAUCAUCAACACCAGCAGCAGCAGGGCCACGCUCACGGCCAGCUCGAGUCGACCAAAGAAGAAGAGCUGAGCGAGAGCUUCGGCUCGUACGACUUCCUGCCGUCGGUCAACUUUGACGACUUUGCUAACAGCCUGGCCUAUGAGCCUGCUUUGAGCGACUUUCCCGUGCCCGGGACCUUCACCUCCAACGUGGCUGCCGGUAACGGCCAAGUGCAGAUGCAGCCCUUCACAAGCAACCCCGUUGACCCGUACCCGACACGCACCAGCUCCUUCGCCCGCCGCUUCAGCCAGUCGACCGCGAGAAAGGUCAGCGGUGGAUCAACCGCGUCUGGAUCCGACACGUCUUCGAUGCUGCCGCCGCCUUCCAACAUGGCCAUCCGGACACGCCGCCAGAGUCAAUUUCCUGCCCAGGCACCGCCAAAUCCAGCGGCGCGGCCACCUCGCAAGAGCGUUGGCCCUGGAAUGCUGCCAACGAAUAGCUUCGAGCGAGACAUGGCCAACGACAACACCAUGCCCCGCCUAACCCGCGCACCUUCCUUCACCAAGGGCGGCCGCCGCGAGACUCUCUCUGCAAACCUCAGCAGCACCACCACCGGAGUACCCAAGCUCCCUACCGCAACUCGAAACGCCAAAGCAAAAUCGCUACAGCCCCCAUCACGCCAUCAGUCGGGCCACCUAACUGUCUCGUCGAAUGCCCCUGAUCUAAAUCCCAUGCCCAACAACGCCCGUUCGCCGGGUAGGUCUCCUGGCGCCCAGCCCUCAUAUACCCCUUCUUCGGCCAACAAGCGACAAUCGGCUGCACCCCACAUCUCUGGCCUGGGUGCAAGAACCAUCAGCCCCACCGACGCCCGAAGGCUGCGAAGACUAUCCAUCAACCCUAAUCAUCCUCCCUCCGGCGGUCCUGUCGGGCCCCCCACGCCCCAAGCCGACGCCGCAUUUGACGAGCGUGCAUUCAGCCAGUCCCCGGCCAUGGUACAUGGCGGCAACAUGACACCCUCGUCGGCGCGUGCAACCCCGGAGCAGAAGCGCAAAUCGUAUGCAUCAGGAGUCUCGCUUUCGUCAAAUUCAAGCUUGAACUCGCUGAAAGUGGGUCCGUCCUCAAUACCUCUGCGUGUCAAUCCCGCGCCCUCGGGCUCACGACUACCCGCACCCAAGCCGCGAAAUGUGCAAAGCUCGGCCGGCGGGGAGCAGGAAGAAGUGCCUCCUGUGCCGGCCAUCCCGAAGGCGUACGAGUCCCCCAAGGAGCCAGAGCGUGGCAGUUUCACGUUUACCACAGCCCCGUCGAAGAUGAGCACACCCCAGCCGGCACCUCAAGAGUCCAUGGCAACACCAGAGGCACAAAAACCCGACCCGAGACAGAACGAGACUUCGGACGGCAGUUUCUCGAACAGGAGCUCUGGGUCAAUUAGGCACAGGCGAGGCUUGACAGUCGGGAAUGGUCCAGAACAGGAGAGAACUCCUACAGUACAACAAUCCAGCAAAAAGAACCUGCAGCCCAUCAGACUGCCACCCCUCAACUUGCUGCCACUUGGCACACCGUUCAACAACAGGAUGUCGUCUUUCCCAACACCGUCUGACUUCUACCUCUACAGAACAAGAACCGGAAACACCAUCGUCUGGUUCGUCUCUGCGACGCAAACUCAGCUUGAGUGGCUGGAGACGAGCAUCGUCGAAAGCAGCAUCGCACCCAGCGCAAACUGCCCAAGUACGGAAGCCAGGUCCAAAGGCUGA
This is a messenger RNA of Pyrenophora tritici-repentis Pt-1C-BFP, 2124 nucleotides long. Lineage: Eukaryota; Fungi; Ascomycota; Dothideomycetes; Pleosporales; Pleosporaceae. The record is from RefSeq and is a predicted model, not a curated record.